CCGAGCUCGGCUGUCGUCCGAAGGCCCCUUAAACGGUGUUAUUUCUCGACCACAAAGGAAUCCGAGAAACCCUUAUUUGUUCCUUUCUCAUUGCCUUGCCCGUACCCGUUCGAGAAGGAGACAUCCAGCACUCGAAAAUCCUGUCACCAUGGCCCUAAUCCCUCCUCCUGGCGUCUACGUCCCGUCGCCGACCUUUUUCAAACCCAUCGCUCCCGGAGCUCACCAGGCCGAGGUCGACGUCGAGACUCAGUCCGAGCACAGCGUAUUCUUAGCGAAGAAUGGAAUCCACGGUCUUGUCUUGCUCGGUUCGACGGGAGAGGCCGUCCACCUUUCUCGCGCCGAGCGGAUAGCUCUCCUCGGCGGGGUUCGUAAAUCACUCGACGCUGCCGGUUUUCCCGACUACCCGAUCAUGGCCGGCGUCCUCGUCAACGCUGUAGAUGAGGCUCUAGAAUGGAUCCAAGAUUCGAAGGAUGCCGGGUGCCAGUGGGGAUUGGUCCUGGCGCCCGGGUACUUCGGCGGCGCCGCAUCGCAGCAGGGUCUGAUAGAGUGGUACACGACCGUUGCGGAUAAGAGCCCGCUUCCUAUCUUGAUUUACAACUACCCCGGAGUGACCAACGGUCUCACCGUGACACCGGAGACGUACGAGAAACUUGCGCAGCACCCAAAUAUCGUGGGCUGCAAGAUGUCUCACGGUAACGUAUCAUACCACGUUCAGGUAUCGACAUCGCCCGUGAUCGAUCACGAUACCUUCCGCGUCUAUAGCGGCUUUGGCCAACAGCUCGGACCCAUUGUCACGUUUAAUGCUGCCGGCGUGAUCGACGGGCUAUCAGCGAUCUUCCCUAAGACGGUAGUGCGCUUGUUUGAGCUAUCUAGUAAACGGCCUAUCGACGAUGCAGCUGUUAAGGAGGCCAGGGUCCUCCAGUACCGAGUCAGUCGCGCAGAGGAAUUCAUUGGCCGCUGGGGUAUCCUGGGAAUCCGGGAAGCAAUCUACCGUGUCGUCGGCCUGGGCAAUCUCGAGGGUGGACGCGCACCCCUAAGAGGGAAGAUCCCCGAUGGUGCGUGGGAAGAGUGGACUGAGGUCAUGACGGCUGUGGCAGAACCAUGAUCGAUAUACAGUUGAUUCGAGGCUAUCGCAUGCAU
Molecule: messenger RNA, 1140 nt
Organism: Durotheca rogersii
Lineage: Eukaryota; Fungi; Ascomycota; Sordariomycetes; Xylariales; Xylariaceae
Product: dihydrodipicolinate synthetase family protein
Exons: 3
Coding region: 149-1105 (318 amino acids)
Molecular function (GO): 4-hydroxy-tetrahydrodipicolinate synthase activity
Source: RefSeq, a predicted model, not a curated record